This is a messenger RNA of Pseudogymnoascus destructans, 3980 nucleotides long. RefSeq lists its product as uncharacterized. Lineage: Eukaryota; Fungi; Ascomycota; Leotiomycetes; Thelebolales; Thelebolaceae. Gene Ontology annotation, biological process: positive regulation of transcription by RNA polymerase II; DNA-templated transcription. Gene Ontology annotation, molecular function: zinc ion binding; DNA-binding transcription factor activity, RNA polymerase II-specific; sequence-specific DNA binding. The coding region runs from base 653 to 3775 and encodes 1040 amino acids. Gene Ontology annotation, cellular component: nucleus. The transcript is spliced from 4 exons. The record is from RefSeq and is a predicted model, not a curated record.
GAUAUGGAUGGAUGUGUGGGAUGGGAUGGGAUGGAAUGGGAUGGGAUGGGAUGGAGAUACUAGAAGAGUGUCUAUAAUCUAUAAUAGACUUAUGAGGCUGAUACCAACUACUUUAUACACCCUGAACUAAACCCUACUCUCCAAUACUAUCAUGACUCCCUGUCUAUUCUUCUCUAUAUUCUCCUCGACUAACUUAAGUUAACGUUAAUCUUUUGGGAGAGAGCCUUGCCACUCUUAUCCACCAAGUCAACCUUUACCCUUUACCCUUUACCCUUAACCCUGAUGCCCCUCCCCUCCCGCCGCCCACCUUAGCUAACACAGUCCUGCACUCCCCACUUCCUUCCUCCUUCUCCCAGCUUACUCACUCCGCCACUCGCUGGCCUACCUUGACUACUCUCCUCUACUCCCUUUUUACCUUUUACCUCUCCUCCUCCAUAAUCACCACCGACGACCCUCGUUGUCCUGCCAUUGUCUCCGACACCCACCACCCCUUCUCACUGUCGAACUAUCGGUGACAUCACCCCCCUCCAACCCAUCACCCUCCUCCAACCCAUCACCACCACCACCCACACCCACCCUCACCCUGCUCCACAGAGCGAUGUGACUGUCACCGCCCGUUCCCACAGCAGAUCCUCUCCCACGCGAAACCACAAUGCCCAACCCCGACCCCUCCAGCACGGCCGCGACCUCAUCUCGCGGCGGCUCCGGCGCCGCGACCCCCGACCACUACGACGACGACCGCCACCACGCCGCCGCGACACCCCAAUGGCACCCUCUGCACGACCAGACGUCGCCCGACUCCGCCGCCCUGCCCCGCGCCACCGCGCCGCUCCAGAAGCGCCGCCGCGUCACACGCGCCUGCGACGAGUGUAGGCGGAAGAAGAUAAAAUGUGAUGGGAAACAGCCGUGCACGCACUGCACGGUUUAUAGCUAUGAAUGCACAUUCGACCAGCCGUCGAACCGCCGCCGUAACCCGGCACCACAAUACAUAGAAGCGCUGGAGACGCGGCUCCAGCGCGCAGAAGUGCUCCUACGCUCUUUCGUCCCGAACAUCGAUCUCAGCGACCCGAACUUGGAAGCUGCGGUGUCGGCAGCGCGCAAGGGCGCAGGAACAGCAGGACAAGCGCAUUUCGGAGCCGAGAGAGCGAUGUCCGAGUCCUCGCGACCCGGGACCUCGGAGCCGGGCGGCGAAGAGGGGGACGACGCGCAGCUGAGCUCGAUGAUCGAGACGACGGGGCAGCUGGAGAUAGAUGAGCGCGGCCACUGGGAUUUCCACGGCGGGUCGUCCGGAGCGGUGUUCCUGCAGCAGAUGCGCGAGCAGUUCGAUGGGCUGCUGGGGAAUGAUACGAAGGCGCCGUUUCUGCCGCGGCUGUCGCCGAGACCGUCGACGUUUGCGCAGCUCGAGUCGCCGAGGUCGAUGGCCGAGUCGCCGUUUGAGGGGGGGUUGCCGAAUACCCUUGAUCUGCCGGAUAGGGAGGUGGCGCUGAAUCUGUGCUCGAAUGCGCUGGAUUGCGCGUGUGCGCUGCUGAGGAUCCUGCAUACGCCGUCGUUUUAUGAGAUGUUUGAUCGUAUUUAUGAUACACCGCCGGAAAAUUUUGGGGAUGAGGAGAAUAGAUUCCUCCCGUUGCUGUAUUCGAUAUUGGCUCUGGGAAGCAUGUUUAUGGAUCACCCGGGCGCGCAUAAGGGGCAAGAUGUGUCGUAUAAGGAGGGCAUUGAUCAAGGACUAAAAUACUUCACCGCCGCCCGCCAGAUGAUGGAAAUCACCGACUGCCGCGACAUGCCCUCGCUACAAGCCGUCCUCUUCAUGAUCCUCUUCCUCCAGUCCUCCGCCAACCUGAGCACGUGCUACUCGUACAUUGGGAUUGCAUUGCGCUCAGCGCUUCGCAUGGGCUUGCACCGCAACCUCACGUACAGCUUCAACCCGAUUGAGCGUGAGACGCGCCGCCGCGCCUUCUGGAUCAUCCGUAAGAUGGACACAUACGUGAGCGCACUUCUCGGGUUCCCCAAGAUGCUCAACGACGAGGACGUCGACCAAGAGCUGCCCGUCGAGGUCGACGACGAGUAUAUCACCCGCGACGCCAUCUUACCGAUGCCGCCGGGAAAGCUAUCCACCCUCGCGGCCAGCAAUGCACAUACGAAACUCAUGUUCAUCCUCGCAAAGGUCAUCCGCGACGUCUACCCGCUCAAAUCUGCCGAGCAGUGCAUGCCAGGCUCCGAGCGCCCAACUUACGUUGUCAGCCACGCCAAGAUCCAGGCUAUCGAAUAUGACCUUCAGGCCUGGCUCGAGAAGCUCCCCAUGGGCCUCCGACCCGGCGGCGACGCCCCCGAGGACGUAGUUCGCGUCCAACAACUCCUCCGCAUGGCCUACGCACACGUCCAAAUGAUGCUCUACCGCCCCUUCCUCCACUACGUAUCCUCCCGCCCACCUGCCCGCGGCAGCAAGCCCGUCGACGAGCGCAGCUACGCCUGCGCCGCCGCCUGCGUCAGCGUCUCACGCAACAUCGUGCACAUCACUGCUGAGAUGAAACGGCGCGGCUUCCUAAUCGGCGCGUACUGGUUCACCAUGUACACGACCUUCUUCGCGAUCCUCUCGCUCGCCUUCUUCGUGCUCGAGAACCCAGGGAAGCCGGGGGCGGAGGAGAUCAUGGAGAAUGCGAGUGUGGGCCGCGACACCCUCAAGGCGUUGGCGAGACGGAGUAUGGCAGCCGAUAGGUGCAGUCAAUCCCUCACCGUCCUCUUCGAACAGCUUCAUCUUCGCUUAAACCUCAACCCCCCCCGGCAGACAAAAUCAAACAAACGCUCCCAACUCUCUCACCACCUCGCCACCCCAAGCACCACCACCACCAGCAAACCCAGCAAAUCAACAGCGACAACCUCCAGCACGCCCGACCUCGCCGCCCCACAACGCGCACGCACUUUCCCUACCCCCCCUUCACAAUUCCCAUUAAACCCACACCGCCGCUUCGCUCCCUCGACUAGCGAUCCGAACUUACGCGCUUCAUUCGAUAUGCGCGCCUCCAUUCCCUCGGGUGGUACCUCAGCAGGUGGAGGAUCGACGCCCGAUACGCCAGCGUCGAUGACGUCGAUGGGGAUGGGAGGGUUGGGGCUGGGACAGCAGCAGGGACAGCAGCAGGGUCAUCAGCAGGGUCAGCAGCAGGGUCAGCAGCAGGGUCAGCAGCAGGGGCAGCAGCAGGGGCAGCAGUAUUAUGGCGGGCUGGGGGGUGGGGGUGGGAUGGGGGAGGACUUGCCGGAUUUGUCGACUGUGAUGUUUUCGAGUAGUGAUCCGUUUGCGUAUCCGGCGCAGCCGAUGUUGAAUACGUAUCCCACUACCACCGGCAAGGGGGGGGGGAUGGAUAGUAGCGGCGAGACAAAGAUGGAUGAUAAUACCGGUGGAGAGGGCGGGGAUGUGCCAGCAAGGACGACGUACCUCGACCCCAGCAUGACGGGUAACAGCGGCCUCUUCUCUGACCCCUCGUUGGGGAUGUACGGUGAUCUGGAAGGUCAGAUAUUUGGCCCGCUGCCGGGGUUUCUGAUGGAGGGCGGGAUGGGGGGGAUGGGGAUGGGGAUGGGUAUGAAUGGGUUUGGGGGCGAUGGGAUGGGGGGGACGGCGGGGCAGGGGGUGGUGCAGCAGGUUGGGAUGGUGGGGUUGGGGAUGAGUGGGGGGAUGGGGAAUUUUGGGGGGAUGGGGGGAUGGGGGGGUACGAGGGGGAGUAUGGGGAGAAUUGGGGGGGUGGGGGUGGUGGUAAUGGGGGGUAUGGUGGGGAGAGGGGUGUAGGUGGUGAGGAUGGGAUGGCUUUUUAGACGGUUUUUGUUUGCAUUGGGAGGGUUAAUUUGGCUCGUGUUUUGGGUUGUUGUAGAUUGGGUUGGAUUUAUGGCUGGGUGUAUGAAUAUGGUAUAUGGUAUGGGUAUAUAAAACAUAACGUAAAUGAGGUGGUAAGGAUAUAAUGAAUAUGAGGAUGAAUAUAUACCAACUAUACGUA